This is a messenger RNA of Oryza brachyantha (malo sina), 880 nucleotides long. Its product is annotated as cell wall / vacuolar inhibitor of fructosidase 2-like. The transcript has a single exon. Bases 124 to 714 code for a protein of 196 amino acids. The record is from RefSeq and is a predicted model, not a curated record. Gene Ontology annotation, molecular function: enzyme inhibitor activity. NCBI's taxonomy places the organism in Eukaryota, Viridiplantae, Streptophyta, Magnoliopsida, Poales, Poaceae.
CCUCCUUCCAAGAACCUAGCAGCUAGCCCCCGUCAUUGUCGUUCCCAGCGCGACGCCGCGUCGAUCGAUCGCAUCAAACCAAUAAGUCGAUCGAUCGAUCGCGCGCCACCUCUACCUGCACAGAUGGCGUCCCCCUCUCCGGUGCUCGCCUGUUUCGCCGUCGCCGCACUGUGCCUCGCCGUCGCGCCAGCGUCGUGCGCGCGCGCGCCCACCGCCCUGGCGCCGGCUUCGGCGGCCAGCAUCGCGCAGGUGUGCAGGAGCACCGGCGAGGAGCAGAAGCUCUGCGUGGAGGCGCUGUCGUCGCUGGCGCUGACGGCGAGGGCGGCGGCGGACACGCGCGCGCUGGCGCGCGCCGUGGUGCUGCUGGCGAGGCAGAACGCGACGGCGACGGCGGCGUACGUGUCCCAGCUGUACGGGCCAAGCGCCGCCCCGGACACCAAGCCGUUCGACACGGAGCGGUGCGCGGGCGACUGCGGGGGCCGGUACGCCAGGGCGGUGGCCUACCUCGGCGACGCCGUCGCGGCGCUCGACGCCGGCAGGUUCGACGCCGCCGCGCUGCAGAUCGGCGCCGGGCAAUCGGAGGUGGAGCUGUGCAAGAGCGGGUGCGAGCGCGUGCAGCUGCCGGAGCUGCUCGCCGCGCGCAACAGCGCCGUCGACCGCCUCUGCAACGUCGCUACGGACAUCACCAGGGUGCUCCAGCUUAAGCAGCACUGAUCGCAUCGAUCCGCGGCUACCGUCCUGAAGCCCUCGCAUUGGCUACGCUGCUAUCUACUCCGUAUUUGUAUUUUGAUGGCCUGAUUCAAUCGCACUGCAUUUGGCAAUGUAAAUCAGCGUGUUAUUAUUAUUAAUUCAAGUGCCAAAGCUGAGAUGUUUCUGUCAA